Messenger RNA from Rhincodon typus (whale shark), 6458 nucleotides. Its product is annotated as protein phosphatase 1 regulatory subunit 37-like. Bases 868 to 4452 code for a protein of 1194 amino acids. NCBI's taxonomy places the organism in Eukaryota, Metazoa, Chordata, Chondrichthyes, Orectolobiformes, Rhincodontidae. Gene Ontology annotation, molecular function: protein binding. The record is from RefSeq and is a predicted model, not a curated record. The transcript has 8 exons.
AAGGGAGGGACGGAGGUGCAGACAUAAUCAGAGUGGGUGGAGGGAGUCAGUCCCUGAGACCCGUGGGGUGGUGAGAGGAGGAGGGGUUGGGGGGGGAGGGGAGGAGAAAAAAACAACCUUAAACUACCACCACCACCACCACCACCACCACCACCACCCCCCUUUCCAGACAGCGGUGGGAGGGGGGUGGGGGUGGGGAGGAAGAAUCGGCUCCAAGCUCUCCCCAUCCCCAGCUCCAGGGAAGGGAUGUAGGUGAAGGAGAGCUCAAACUCGCCAGCCAGAGAACAGUGCUGUCCUUGGGAGUGAACUGCUGUCCGCAGCUUUUAACUACAGUCAGAGUCGUAAAACCGACCUGUCAGAGCAGCAAGAGGAUAAUACUGGCCUGGGAGAGAAUUACUGCCUUAAUCCGUGUAAUAAUUCUCUAGAGCAACUGCAAGGAAGCUUUAACUACAGUCACGAUAAUGGUACUGACCUAGGACAGCAGCAAAAUCAGGUAAUACUACCGUGAGAAUUAUUGCUAUAGUUCGGAGACCAUUAUCCUUGGGCAGGCUAAUUUCCAAAUCCAUGCUUAAAUCAGAGCGAUAAUACUAACUUAGGAGAGAAUUACUGCAAUAAUUGGAAUCAUAAUUCUGUGGAACAGGGUGAUUUCCAGCUCUAGUGAAGCUUUAACAUUCACAGUUAAGAGCAAUAAUACUGACUUAGGAGAGGGCAGUUGCCAUAUUUGGGUUAGUAAUACAGUGUGACAGGCUGCUCGCUAGUUCCAAAAAGGCGUUAACCAUUAUCAGCCUUAUAAUAUUGAUCUAAUAGUAUCAUACUGAACUGGGAGUGAUUUACUGGUAUAUUCAGGAUCGCAAUACCCUGGAAGUGAUGGAGGUUGGUAAUACCCCUCUCAGGGGAGACCAAAGCCACCAUAUAGAGAAUACUGACCCAAGAGGAGGCUGCUGUCACGGUCAGAGUGGUAAUACCCCAGGACUGGCUGAUUCCCUGCUUCAGGGAAGUUUUAACCACACUAAGUGUAAUAAUACUGACCCAGGAGAGCAGCAAGUGAAUAAUACACACCUUAGAGAUAAUUAUUGCCAUAACAAGGCUAAUAAUUCCCUGCAACAGGCUGAUUCCCAGCUUCAGGGUGGUUUUAACCGUAGUCAAAAUAAUAAUACUGACCCAGAAGAGCAGCAGAAGAAUAAUACUGACCUCAGAGAGGGCUACUGUCAUAGUCAGUGUGAUAAUACCCUGGGAGAUGAUCAUCAGAGAAGUAGAGAGGUUAGUACCCCUGAAUGGAGAGACCAGACCCACCAGCUGGAGAGUAAGACUGAACUGAGAGUGGGCAACUGCUGCAGUCAGGCUGAUAGACUGGAAAUCCACCAAGUAAUUAAUCCUAAUCAAAGUUUGGGCUUCUAUGAUGGUCAGGGUGCUAAUAUUGUAAGCGACAUGGCUGUUGAGAAUACUUCUGUCAGGGGACACCACUGUCAUCAGGAGAAUAGUGAUAAUCUGGGAGAGGUUAGCUGCAGCAAUCAGGGUAAUAAUGUCCAAGAACAGAGUACUUAUAGUGGAAGUGGAGACCAUCCAUGCCAGAGGGGAAUAGAGAUAAAUGGUAACCAGACCAAGAUAAUGGUUAAUAGUGGGUCGGGAGCAUCCUCAACUGAGGAAGAGGUAGUCCGUCCUUAUGAUGGGAAAGGUGUGAAAGGAGCGACUGGUGACUGCCUGUUAGAAAAUAAGGAGAUGAAGGGAGAUCCCAAGGAAGAGAGGAGGCAGGAGAGAACACUCAUUUCAGAGGCUGAGAAGGGAAGCUGUUCAGAGAGUGGGAGAAACAAACUGGGGUCAGAGGAUGGGAAGUAUGAGGCAGGAAACAGUGAAUCCACACAGAAACUUGGAGGAGAAUUGAAGGGAAGAAUGCACCAGGAACGAGGGAGCAACGGUACCAGAGGCAAAGAUCUGCUGACAGAGAAAUCUGCAAGAAGGGGUAAAGAGGAGGGGAUAGACCAGGAACUCUGCGUGCGUGAAGCCAAUUGUGUGGUGAAAGAAAGCAUGGUAGAGGAAAACUGCCUUGAGACAGGGACAGUGGAAGAAAAGGACAGGAGACAGAACAUGUCUACUGUACAAACGACAGAUAAAUUCACACAGUGUGUGUCAACAGAGACAAGACUGCAGAAAGUGAAAAUUGAAGAACUGCAAAAAUGGGAGCCAAACACCAGCAACAGUGAGAGCAGCAAAGAAAUGGACAGCGAGAGGAACUGCCGAAAUCUGGAACUGACUGCGAUGCAGCAGGCGGAUACAAACAUGACACAACAGGCCAGCGAGGAGCGAGGUGUAAACCAGGAGAAGGCAAACUGCACAUUGAUUUUGGAAGAAGAGAAUUCUGCAGACCAGCAGUUGGAGGAGGAGUGUAGGUCAACUGAUUCAGACGGUGAGGGGCCAUUACCUCUGGCAGCAGGCACUGCCAGGUUACAGAUAAACACUUCAGCAAGCAACGCUUGCACUGAACAUUCUGUUUCGUCCCGAAUGCGUUUGGAUUUGCUCUCCCCAGUGGGCGACAUCUCCCAUCCUCUUGCAUUGACCUCCUCCUCCCGGGACCAGGCUGGUGAUGCCACUUUGCUCUCGCCCUCAGUGGACAGCCGGGCAAAGCAAAGCGUGAAGCGGGUAACCUUUCCCUCAGACGAGGCCAUCGUUUCUGGAGCUGUGGAGCCAAAAGACCCAUGGAGACAUGCCCAGAAUGUGACAGUGGAGGAGAUCAUUGCUGCCUACAAGAUGGCCUGCCAGAAGCUGAACUGCAAACCAAUUAACAAACUGCUCAAACAGAUCCAAGUAAGGUUGGACUUCCAGAGUAAACUCGCCCAUGAUACGAGUCCCGCCUUUAUUAAACUGAAAAUAGAGUUUGCCAGGGUGUUCUUUGCUUUAUUCACAGGCUUGGCAUAUAUUUCUGAUGGGUUGAAGGAGCAAAGACAGGGUUUAGUGACCCUGGUUCUGUGGAACAAUCAGCUGACCCACAAUGGGAUGACCUACAUGGCAGCUGCACUGCCCUACACAUUGAGUCUGGAAACGUUAAAUCUCGGCCAUAAUGCUAUUGGCAAUGAAGGCGUACACAAACUCAAAGAUGGACUGAUUGCAAAUCGAUCGGUUCUGCGUUUGGGAUUGGCGUCUACAAAACUCACCUGUGAAGGCGCCGUGGCUGUGGCAGAAUUCAUUGCUGACAGUCCCCGUCUGCUCCGCUUGGAUCUGCGUGAAAAUGAGAUCAAGACUGGUGGACUUAUGGCUCUCUCACUAGCCCUUAAAGUGAACCAUUCCCUGCUAAGGCUUGACCUGGACAGGGAACCCAAGAAAGAAACAGUAAAGAGCUUCAUUGAAACUCAGAAGGCUCUUCUCACAGAGAUUCAAAAUGGCUGCAAGAGGAACUUCAUCCUGGCAAAGGAGAAGGAGGAGAAAGAACAGAAGAUGCAGCAAUCUGCGUCGAUGCCGGAGAUCACUGUGACAUUGUGCGAAAAUAAGGAAGAGCCCCAAAAAAACCAGGUCUGUCCGAAGACCCAGAAAAUGCCAGAGGGUUCGGAAAAUGGAGUUACCCAAGAGACAGUACCAUCCAUACCCAGGAAUGCUGAAGAGCUGGUUGGCACCAGUGAAUCGAUUGUAACGUCCUGUUCUGUGGAUCAAAAUCUGCAGCCUGCAGCACAGGUGGAAUUGGACCAGAACCAGGCACAAGUGAGUGUGGUUGGAACGUCAAGCUCUGAGAAACAGCAGCUUCAGCGGCAGGAUCUUGUGGAAACACAUUGCGGAAAGGGCUCGGUCAUAGAAGGUGAUGUGCGUCACAGAAGCAGCCCAGCCGCCUUUGGUGAACAGCCAAUGCUGAUUCCCACUGAAUUAAAAUCUCCAGGGCCUGAAAGUCCAGUGAUUGUCAGCUCACCAAUCGAGAUCACACCAAGAAACAACGAGCGCCUGGUGUCCAGUCCAGGCAGGGGACACAAAGUUUUUUUUGUAACCAGAGUGGAGAGCCCACCAGAGAACCCCAGCAACCAGGACAUGCAAUGGCAGAAUGAAACGCUGCAAAGCAGAAAGCAUACUAUCUCCACUAAAGAGACAGAAUCCCCAUCAGAGCCUUUACCUUGUUCAGCAUCAGACCCUCUGACAACUUCGACUGUACCAGCUCCUGCCCCAGAUGGUAGCUCCCAGACUGAAAGCCUGUCAGACCUGGACAGAGGGGUAGAUAACCCUGGGCACGACUUUGAGACAGUUUGUGCCAAAGACUGCGAUCACAUGAUACAUGGAGCUGCCUUACCAAAUGGACUGAAAGCAGAGCUUGUACAAAGGCUGCCUGAGACGACAGUGCUGACCACAGGCAAGGAUGGUAAAGCAAUGAGCUGCAGCAUUGAGCAUGAGUUUACAUCUCCCAAAACUGAAAAGGAGCUGGAGGAGUUGUUGCUGGAAGCGAGUCAAGAGACAUGUCGUGAAACAUCAGGAGUGUGAGCAAUGUCUUUUGGGUCUUGCUGAAUGUACCGAGACUGUCCUUGAAGAUUCCCAAGCCCCUUCAGCACCAAACAAAAGAUGUAUUUUCUCUCUUGCCCUCUCCUCAUUGCUCUCACUCACUCUCUCUCUCUCUCGGAGCAGGGCCAUCGGACUAUCCACUGUCAAUUUGCCUUGCUCUUCAUGCCAUUCCAUCUUGCCUCCAGAAAAGGGAUUUCUGUGACCCAGAUAUGCUUGGAGUACAAACCAAAGAAAGCACCACCUGAGGAAGUGAGAUUGCUGUCCAACCCUGUCUGCUGGGGGAAGUUGUCUCAUUUGUGGAAACGGAGACCAUCCGAACACGAGAGAUGUGCCUGGGACCAUAGAGUCUGGAAGAGACUGUUAACAGCGUGACUCAGACAAUGGACAUUUGCCCUGACAGUGCGUGUAUCAUGCCAUCAGGGCAUUCACGGUAAACUACAAGUAGGAUUUCCCACCACUCUCUCUUCAUGUUUUUUGCUAGCAGUCUCAGCCCCAGCAAGGGGCAGAUCCACUAUUCAAGAAACCAGCCCCUGCCUGCUUAAUCCUGAUUGUUGGUCCACCUUGUGAUCCGUCUUCUCUCCUGAUAGUGAAAGGAUUUGCACUGAGGAAACGCCAGGGAGAAAAUCAGAAACACUCAAAAGAUAAUUUUCAGCUUGGUACUUUUUGUGUUCUAGUUUACCAGUGAGAUUUUGUUUUUAAUUUUGGAUUAGAUGCUAUUUAUUUUUAGCGUUGAUGUUUGUUGAUGUCUGGUUAAUGUUUUAAAAAUUGGCAGUGUGGAGUUUGCCUGAGGAGUUGAAGUUUGAAUGCUCCAAUUUUAAUGCAACUUUUGAGUUAGCAGGACGGUUAAGACGAUUCAAAACUACUUAGCCACACGUAGGAUUACUGACUUCGGCAACUAGAUGUUAACACUAAUUGAACUUACUGAAUGUUAGUUAAUCUGGUCAGUGACAUGAGUCAAGUCCCCAACCAUUUGGUAAAAGUAGAUUGAUCACCUAGGGGCUUUCUGUAUUGCACUUGUGAAUCUUUGAGGGGGGUGGAGGGUUGUGGGAGAUUAAAAAUUGUGGAUACACCUUCAAUAAUUAUUCCCAUUAAACUGCCAGACCUGCACAAUGAUGUUUGACAAUAUGCAAAAUCUUUUCCAGUGGCCAAAACACUCUUGUUUUUCACAGUUUGAUCUGUGGUGCAGCAGAUAAAUCAUAAUGUCCGUCCUUUUCGGCAGAAAUAACCCACCGAGUUGGCAGCAAAACUGAAAUUUGCCACCAAUAAAUGGGUUACUUUGCUCUUCAUGGCUCUUUAUUCACUUAGCUGUGCACCAUUUUCCUACCUACACUUUCUUUAAUCAAAGAUGCAGAGGCUGUCACUUCUGAACUGGUGACUGCUCAGAACUUAGCAUUGUAAUAGCCUCCUUUCUUCCUACAAACCCGCACCUGGCAAUCUACACUGCUAUUGGAGCUGUGUGGAGUGAACCCACCCUUUUCCUUCUGUCUGAUUACACGGGUAAUUGAUUCGGAAUCAAUUAAAUUGGCAUGGUGUGAAACAAUGCAGAAAAUACUGGGGAAAGAAUCCCUGCAUACCAGACCAUAUUCCUAAAUAGAACAGGAAAGGUUAUGAAUUUCCAUUUCAAACCCAUCACCAACCAGUACAGAUGCUGACUGAUCAGCUGUUUCAUUUCCAACGUGUUUUAUUUUCAAAUUUCCAAUCUGAUAUACUUCUGCACAAUCUCACUGCAAUUUCUUGUUUCCUGAGAUAGCAGUCAAACAGUGGUAAUCUCCACUGGUCAAGAUACCCUGUGCAGAAUUUUGAAUCUGCAUUCAGCAAUUUGUGUUAAAUUCCCACUUUUUAAAUUCUCUGUCUAUCUCUCUCACUCACUCUCGCUUUGUCACUGUCUCUCUCACACACACACGCAAAAUGUCUGUUUCUCUGUCUCUAACUUUGUCUUGUUCUCUUCCUCACCCCUCUUUCCCCCCCCCCCCCCCAACCUAUUUACA